AGUCCAUCAUUCGGUCCAUCACAGAAAAAUUCAUCAAGACUAAUACCCAUCUUGUCCUCAAUCCAAAAAUACUCAUCUUAUACGUUUACAAUAUUUUCAUUUCUUCAUGGUACCAGUGUUAUGAUAGGUCCAGUAAUCUCUGAAAGUAUUGGAAAUGAAAUGCUUUCAAUGAGUAGAACCAUUUAUCAAGGAUCUGGUUUAGAAAACAUAUUAGUUUGGGGUAGUUUAUCACUUCAUGUCCUGAGUGGUAUCACGUUAAGAAUAUUAAGAAACAGAAGAUAUAGAGAGAAAUAUGGUGGCUCAAAAGCUCUUGAUAAUAAGUUGAAAAGGAAAAGGCGCAAUAGUCAACUUGAUAAAGAUACAAUUUCAAAAAGUUAUGAUGGUGAAGUUAGUGUCAAUGACGAUUCUGAAGUUGGUCUAAUGGGUGGUAUCACAAAUUUCUUUGGUUUUGGUUUCAGAAAAAGUUAUUUGUUUAGAAAGUUUGGUUUAUCUCCAUUACAAGCCACAGGAUAUUUGAGUGUACCAUUAGUUGCUUAUCAUGCUCUCCAAACUAGAAUUGUACCAUUGUUAGUGGAAGGUGAUAGUAGCUAUAUUUCACUGGACUACAUUUCUUAUAUUUUCAAUGACGUGAGACACACAUCAGGCCCUAUACUGAACUGGAUUGUGUAUCCAUCACUUAUAGGAUUCACAACAUAUCAUAUAAUAUCAGGCUGGAUGAAAUGGCUGAAUGUUAAAAGUCUAACAAAACGUAAAAUUGGUGCUGGUUUAGUGAAUUUGAUAAGUUUGAUUGGUAUUUACAGCAUUUACUCUCUUUCGAAAGUUGAUACAAAUAUCACUGUUGCUAAGUUUGUUCAAAAACAAUUUGAUCUAUACAUUGAUCGUUUCUAUUUGAAGUUUUGAGAGUUGUUCAAUUGCAGAUUUUUGUUACAUUAUACUACGUAAUUACAUUAAAACAAAUGUAUAGCUUAUCAAUAAGCGUA
This is a messenger RNA of Hansenula anomala, 980 nucleotides long. RefSeq names its product Mcp1p (gene MCP1). The coding region runs from base 160 to 900 and encodes 246 amino acids. The transcript has a single exon. Gene Ontology annotation, biological process: mitochondrion organization; lipid homeostasis. Gene Ontology annotation, cellular component: mitochondrial outer membrane. The record is from RefSeq and is a predicted model, not a curated record. Lineage: Eukaryota; Fungi; Ascomycota; Saccharomycetes; Phaffomycetales; Wickerhamomycetaceae.